GGGGGUCAGAGGGUGAAGUUGCAGGUGGUUCAGUGAACCAUGCUUGAAUGAUGUAAUACAGUAUGUCCUUGCAUGAUAUCUGAAGAUUUGCAUUAGCUCUGUGAGUGAAUGCUUUAGCUUGGCGAGCUAACACAGUCUUGUGGUAAUAUAGUUACAUUUCAGAGUGGGGUUUACUAACAUCUUUUCAUGUUGUUGCAUUGCCCUUGGCUCUGAUCUGCUUCGCUGCUACUAGCCUUCUUGUCUAUGUAGUACCCAUCAAAUGAGUGCUGACAUGCGCCACCCCGAGGAGUGGAGGUCUUGAGUAACUGCCCUCCUUUAUCGAAAACUGGUUGCUGGAGUCCAGUGUCGCCAUAUUGUCAUCCCGAAGCUCUGAGAGGUCCUGAGGAGAGAGCCUUUGCUUCCACCUGAAGAUGUCUGGCCCGGUCACCAGCCGAUCCCGGGUUUACCCCGAUGUGAACACACAGAGACCCCGGGAGUACUGGGACUACGAGUCACACGUUGUGGAGUGGGGGAAUCAAGAUGACUACCAGCUGGUGCGAAAGCUCGGCCGGGGCAAAUACAGCGAAGUGUUUGAAGCUAUCAACAUCACAAACAACGAGAAAGUAGUCGUCAAAAUACUCAAGCCAGUAAAAAAGAAGAAAAUCAAGCGAGAAAUCAAGAUUCUAGAAAACCUGCGAGGCGGCCCCAACAUCAUCUCACUUCUAGACAUCGUCAAGGAUCCAGUGUCUCGGACUCCAGCUCUGGUCUUUGAACACGUCAACAACACAGACUUCAAGCAAUUGUAUCAAACGCUAUCCGACUACGACAUACGGUUCUACAUGUAUGAGAUCUUGAAGGCUCUGGACUACUGUCACAGUAUGGGAAUCAUGCACAGAGACGUCAAGCCACACAACGUCAUGAUCGACCACGAACACAGAAAGCUUCGCCUUAUAGACUGGGGUUUGGCAGAGUUCUACCACCCUGCUCAGGAGUACAACGUACGAGUGGCUUCCCGAUACUUCAAGGGUCCAGAGCUGCUGGUCGACUACCAGAUGUACGACUACAGUUUAGACAUGUGGAGCUUGGGCUGCAUGCUUGCCAGUAUGAUCUUCAGGAAGGAGCCUUUCUUCCACGGACACGACAACUACGACCAGCUUGUACGAAUCGCAAAAGUCCUGGGCACAGAAGACCUGUAUGACUACAUCGACAAAUACAACAUCGAGCUAGACCCAAGGUUCAAUGACAUCCUGGGCAGGCAUUCUCGUAAGCGGUGGGAGAGGUUUGUCCACAGUGAGAACCAGCACCUGGUCAGCACUGAGGCACUGGACUUCUUGGACAAGCUGCUGCGUUACGACCACCACGCCCGCCUCACCGCCCGGGAGGCCAUGGAACACCCCUACUUCUACCCCAUUGUGAAAGACCAGGCGAGGAUGGGCUCUAUAUCAGGGCUGUCGACUGGUUCUACCCCAGUCAGCUCCUCCAGUAUGAUGACAGGCAUCACUUCCAUGUCUUCGUCGCAGCCCCUGGCUAACGUGGCGGGCUCUCCUGUGAUCUCUUCCCCCAGUGCUCUGGCCACGCAGGUCCCAGCCGCCGGGGCCCAGCCCUGAAAGGUGCUCUCAGCCUGGGGCCCGGGACGGACCCACUGCCCAUCUGGCCCGGCCUACCAAGCCCUCAGCAGGUCCAGGCAACAAUCAUUUUUAUGUUGAGUAUAACAAAGAGAGAGAGAAAAAAAAGAUAUUAGGUUCCCCUUUUUUCUUUUACCAUACAAUAAUUAUAUAUUGAGAUCCGGGCGCACAACGAGAGACAGAAAAAAGAAGAUAAAACAAACAUUACUUGCGUCUGUGUCCGGAUAAAAACAGUAGCUGCGUUCUUUCAUAAUGAGUGUCUAGAAAUGCAACUACAAUGUAGAAAUGAAGCAAAAUGGAUAAUAAAAUGUAUUUUAUAUGUCCCUAAAGUACUUUUGUUUGAGGUGGUUUUCUAUGGGCCAGAGGUUGUUGUUAUAAUUUUCUAGUGUUUUUGUUUUCUAAUCAACCGUUAGUGGUCACAUGAAAUGACUCAUGGGCUGCAUGUAACACUUUUUGUUAAAUACAUUUGUUGGUCAUAUAGUUUCAACAUUGAAUUUCUGUCUAUAGAACGGCACCCCCCGGUAGUUAUUUUCAAUGUUAUCCGUAAUGUUCUUAUCACGAGGCAUUUUCACAAUGAUUAUGCUUGUUAUUUAGUUGUGGCUAUUCAAGGCUCAUUGAACAACCAUUUUGUACAAGAGUUAAGGUGACAUAUGACAUUGUGUUUAUAAAAUGUGUUCAAUAAGCCCAUGUUGUUGUUUUUUACUAUCCAGUGUAGUUUACUGGCUAGUUGACACUUCACUGGCUCAUUGUUUUACUUUAGUUUAAGAGACCUCACUGUCCCAGUUUUACUAAAUGAGGAGUUGACUUGUUUGAAGCUGAGAUGGAGAAAGUCCAGUUGGAUAAAUGAUCAUACACUUAGAGAAACCUAAGUCUGCUAGUUUCUUACCUUCCGGAAAAGCACCAAGAUUAAUUAUUGAAUCUUUUUUUUUGUACAAUUUGAAUAAUUAAACAACCAUGUAAGUAUA
This is a messenger RNA of Oncorhynchus kisutch (coho salmon), 2569 nucleotides long. RefSeq names its product casein kinase II subunit alpha. Gene Ontology annotation, biological process: peptidyl-threonine phosphorylation; peptidyl-serine phosphorylation; regulation of cell cycle. The coding region runs from base 411 to 1586 and encodes 391 amino acids. The record is from RefSeq and is a predicted model, not a curated record. Gene Ontology annotation, molecular function: protein serine/threonine kinase activity; ATP binding. Lineage: Eukaryota; Metazoa; Chordata; Actinopteri; Salmoniformes; Salmonidae. Gene Ontology annotation, cellular component: protein kinase CK2 complex; nucleus; cytosol. The transcript is spliced from 13 exons.